Messenger RNA from Talaromyces proteolyticus, 835 nucleotides. Its product is annotated as putative small nuclear ribonucleoprotein SmF. Lineage: Eukaryota; Fungi; Ascomycota; Eurotiomycetes; Eurotiales; Trichocomaceae. Gene Ontology annotation, molecular function: RNA binding. Gene Ontology annotation, cellular component: catalytic step 2 spliceosome; U1 snRNP. The record is from RefSeq and is a predicted model, not a curated record. Gene Ontology annotation, biological process: mRNA splicing, via spliceosome; spliceosomal snRNP assembly. The coding region runs from base 155 to 421 and encodes 88 amino acids. The transcript is spliced from 4 exons.
CGUGGUCAGUCAAGCUCGCGUGUUACUUGAGACUCCGAUUCACUCCAGUCUGCACAUCUUGCUUCUUGAGCAUCGUUGUGGCAGUAAUAAGUCUCGCCUUGUUUGAUAUUUUCUGUCCUUCUUUUUUCCCAAUCUCAUUUGCGUUGUGUGAACAAUGAGUUUCCAACCAGUCAAUCCACGUCCUUUUCUCCAGGCCAGAGUUGGCACUGAGCUCAUUAUCCGCCUAAAAUGGGGCCAGACUGAAUACCGCGGCAAGCUUGAGAGCAUCGACUCAUAUAUGAACGUCUUGCUACGAGAAACCGAGGAGUUUAUUGAUGGGAAAAACACGGGUAGUCUUGGGUUGGUGCUUAUCAGAUGCAACAAUAUCCUCUGGAUGGCCAGUGCAGAUGGUGUCGACAUGACGGAUUUAGGGCUGAAAUAGUCCAGUCCUCCACUCCAUCUUCUUUCCGUACUCUAUCCUCUCGUCUCUGAUAUAUCCGCCUGUCAUGAAAUUUGAUAUUCUUAAAAAGAACGUGUGUGACGGUGUGUUGGUUUAUAUACCCGUUGAAUCGGAAGAACAAAAGGGCAUGUUUUCUAGUACCUCUGAAAAUCGCUAGAUAUUAUACGUGGGAUCGCCGGCGUUUAAUGAAUGAAUGAUAUGUUCUUUGAUUUGGACUUCAGAAUUUCUGAGUGUAUUCAAUGUAUUCAAUGUACUCAGGCGCUGUGUUACACUACAGUCCCGGGUAUCAUUUCAUCCUCGUCUUCAUAAGACUCCAGACUCCGGUCUUGUAUAAAGGCAUUUAGGUAGAACAAGUGAAUGGACUACUAGAGGUACGUUAAUUGAAGCAGCGCUGUC